Messenger RNA from Limulus polyphemus (Atlantic horseshoe crab), 1343 nucleotides. RefSeq names its product protein obstructor-E-like. Lineage: Eukaryota; Metazoa; Arthropoda; Merostomata; Xiphosura; Limulidae. The transcript is spliced from 5 exons. Gene Ontology annotation, cellular component: extracellular region. Bases 306 to 977 code for a protein of 223 amino acids. Gene Ontology annotation, molecular function: chitin binding. The record is from RefSeq and is a predicted model, not a curated record.
AACUGUGUGUUUUUAUGAAUCAACUUAAGUAGAAUUGAACACUGUCCAUGACAAGAUAGUGAACGUCAUCAGUUUUUUUGUUUCAUGGAGAUGAAGUUGGCAACGGGCUCUGUUGAAUAGCUGCCUUCCUCCUAGUCUGUCAUUUGAAGAUUUCGAACGGUUUUGCGCAGUGAUAACCAGACAUAUUUUCACGCACGAUAAUAACGUGAUAACUAACAUCUACAAUAUAAAAGGGUGAAAGUUACUGUAUCAAAGUUAUAUCCAUCUUUCUAUGAGAGGAAAAUCGUGCAGAAAAAGUUAACAAGAUGUCACUAAAGCAGAUCAUUGAACUUCGUUUUAUCGGAGUGGUGACCAAUUGCAUUUUGUUGAUGAGCUUUGCAACAUCAAACUUUACAACUUAUCCUUGCCCAUGUGAGUGUUGUAUGAUUGCUAGCAGAGUGGACUGCGGUCGCUAUCUCUCGUGCGUGGACAAAAUAGGUUUUUCUAAAAACUGUUCUGAUGGUCUUUUGUUCAAUCAGGAAAUACAGUCCUGCGACCACGCGGAGCAUGUCACGUGCCCCACCAGGCCUCCUAUCCCAGAUAAUUAUAGGUGCUCAACCACAGAAGGCCUUUUCCCGUAUGAACCAGAUUGCUCCUGGUUUAUACAAUGUUCCAACAAUAUCCCUUACACUAUGUCAUGCCCGGUAGGACUACUUUUCAACAAAAUGAAGAAAGAGUGCGAUUACAAAGAUAACACAGACUGUGAGAAAGAUUAUCCUUGGCCGAAGGAGAUCCCAGGAGUUUCAGAUGAGGAACUUAUUACCAAGAAGUGGAAAUGCCCGCAGCUGAAUGGUCUUUUUGAGUAUCCAUUUGUGUCUUCUAAGUACAUCCAGUGUAGGGGAGGUAUUCCAAAUAUGAAGGAGUGUCCAAAUGCUCUCAGCUUCAACACAGUUGAAAAGAAAUGCGACUGGCCGAAAGCAAAGCACACUCACUUGUAGUGUAUUUUUGGAUUGCUGGUUUUUAAUAAGCCAUGAAUGAUUACAAGUACUUAAAAUGUACCCGAGGUUAAGUGAUUUUAUCAACAACAAAAAAAAACCAAAAUAUUUGCUCCAAACAAAGUGUCGUUUUUUUCGAAUAAUUUAUAUUUGUAUAUUUGCGUUUAUUCUUGUUCUAGAGAUUGACAAAGCUUAUUUUACUAAUUAGUUUACUGAACAAUACUGAUUAUAUUCUGAACAAUGACGUAAAAGUAGAAAAGUUGUAUUAAACCUUGAAAGCCAUAACACGCAAAACUUAAGUAACAAAUACUGGCAUACCGAUGUAAGCCUGGCGCAACGAUUCUUACAAUAAAUAUGCUAUUAUAAUUG